Messenger RNA from Ascoidea rubescens DSM 1968, 1750 nucleotides. It is a transcript of the gene NCA2, whose product is annotated as Nca2p. The record is from RefSeq and is a predicted model, not a curated record. Gene Ontology annotation, cellular component: mitochondrial outer membrane. The transcript has a single exon. NCBI's taxonomy places the organism in Eukaryota, Fungi, Ascomycota, Saccharomycetes, Ascoideales, Ascoideaceae. Bases 192 to 1586 code for a protein of 464 amino acids.
ACAAUCUUCAAAAAAUCUAUCACAAUUCAAUUUUUAAAAGUUCAGUUUUAAAUUUUAUUACAAUUAAAAAUUUUCAUAAUAAUGAAAAUACUAUCAAUAACACUAGAAGAAUUAAUGCACAUCAAAAUCUUAACAAUAAUUUCUUACCUUCUAUUUUUAUUAAAAACUUUAAAUCUUCCUUAAUAAAUGUUAUGGAUUAUUCUAAUUUUAUACUAAAAUAUCCAAUCAUUUUAAAUGAUUCAAUAGUUUCCAGUAAAAUUAAGAAAUUGAACAAUUUAAAUAAUUUAAAUGCUCAAAAAUUAGGUUCUUUGUUAAUUGAAUUUCCAAAUUUUAUCAAUAAUAACAAUAACAUCAGUAACUAUAAUAACAGCAAUAACAGUAGUAUUGCACUAAACGAUAGCAACGAGUCAAUUGAUAUUGAACAAUCAAUCGAUCCUAUAUCCUUCAAUAAUUAUUCAUCUUUGAUCAAAUUUCAAAGUAUUCUAUCAAAUAACUUUAAUAUAAAUUUCAAUUUAACUAAAUCUAAUAAAGAAAAUCCUUUCAGUGAAAAUGAUGAAAUUUUUAAUAAAUUAAAUAUUAUAUUUUUUAAUAAUUUACCAAAUUAUAAUAAAAAUAUAAAUAAGUUUUUGGUCAAAAACUCCAAACCAAAGUUUUUGACUCGUUAUUGGAUUUUGAUUUUAAUUUUAUUGAAAGUUGGACCAAACCAAUUUGUUAACUUAUUUCAUAAUUACCCACUAAUUAUUUCGUGGAUCAAAGUUAAUUUAAUCGAUAGCUUGAUUGGCAUUUAUCACAGUUGGUUAUUAAAACCACUUCAAAACAUUUUCAAUACAAUAAAACAUGAUGAUAAUUCGAUGAUUGCAUUAGUUAGCAAUAAAUCAUUAGAGAGUGACUUGGAAUCAUUAGAAAGAAUGGUUUCUGAAUUUAUUCAAGAUGAAAAAUUGACUCCAAAAUAUAACAAUUAUAAUUCUAUUAACAAUUCAUCUCAAGAUGUUGAUUUAUCUUUAGUCAUGAAGUCUUAUGAAAAUGAAUUAAAACAACCAAUUAAGAAUCUUUUGGUGGGUAAUUUAUUAAGAAACAUAUUGAUUCAAAUUCAAAAAUUGAAAACAGAUGGGCUAAUUGCAGCUAACGGAAUUGAUAAAUUGAUUAAAUCUCAAGAGUUGGUGUUCUACUUGAUUGCUGGAUCACCCAGUUUUUUGAUUUUGCUCUGGUUAUUGCAAAACUUUAAGUUGUAUUUGAAAAAAGGUUAUGUUAAUGUUUUUCAGAUCAAUUUUUCCAAGUAUAAAUUAAGAACUUUGCAAAAUUUAAACAACAUUGAAAGGUUAUUAAUCAUAUCAUUAAAUGAACUCGAUAAUAAUAAAAAUAGUGGUGGCAGUGGUAAUAACAAUGGUGAUGUGUAUUUUAUUGAAGGAAUGUUGUUGUUAGAGAUUUUAUCAUUAAAGAAAAAUGGGUUAAAUCUUCUUUCAAAUGACCGAAAAAAUGAAUGGUUAAGAGACAUUGAGGAUUUAAGUAAUCAAAAUCUUAAAGUAGAAUUAAGAUUAAAAGUUAUAAACAAAAUCUAUAAUGUUUAUAGAAGCUAUUUGUAUUAGGAUGAUCAUUAAAUUUCAAAUAGGCAAGUUAACAAUUCAUGUUAAGAAUUAUUGAUGGUGAACGUUCGUAUGAAAACCAUAGUCAAAGUCUGAUAAAGUAUAUAAAGCUUUACAUAUUAGUAUGUAAAUAGAAAUAAGCUAAAUAAAUAAAAAUUAUGUAAACA